AUUCGGAGGAUGAGACCGACUUGGAAUUGGAUAUGGAUCCUUCUCAGCAACAAAAAUUGCCCAUAAGCUGACAUUUUUUCCUUUUUUGCUGUUCCAGACCCCUUGAGAGAAGAUCUCUCCCCGUUUCUGAUGCAAUUUCUCACCGAUUUCUAUGGAUUCUAAGCCUCAGCCUGCAGCUUCUAAUCCUCCCCCGAAACCCUGGGAACGAGUAGGGGGAUCAUCAGGUCCAGCACCUUUUAGACCCCCAUCAGCUGGCAAUACAAGCGACGUUGUAGAGGCUUCGGGGACUGCAAAACCUGGGGAAAUUGUUUCUAGUUCUGAUAGUACUGCUGCUAUUAAUAGGAACUCACUUGGCAGGCCUGUUCCAACAAGGCCUUGGGAGCAAAACUAUGGGAAUACCAGCUAUGGAGGAGGAGGAGCUUAUGGUUCAACUAUGAAUAAUUCUCUCUACGGUUCUGGAAUGUAUGGUUCGUCUUCUUAUGGUGGAGGAAUGUAUGGUGGUGGAAUGUAUGGAAACAACAGCAUGUAUAGAGGAGGUUAUGGUGGGCUUUAUGGAUCUUCUGGUAUGUACGGAAGUGGCGGUAUGUAUGGAGGUGGAAUGUAUAACAGUGGCGGCCUUGGAGGUCCGAUGGGUGGCUAUGGAAUGGGGAUGGGUGGUCCUUAUGGUGGUCAAGAUCCAAAUGACCCGUACGGUCCUCCCUCAUCUCCUCCAGGAUUUUGGAUGUCAUUUCUGCGAGUGAUGCAUGGUGUCGUGAACUUCUUUGGUCGAAUAUCUAUUCUUAUUGACCAGAACACACAGGCAUUCCAUAUGUUCAUGACUGCACUACUUCAGCUUUUCGACCGCUCUGGUAUGUUAUAUGGAGAGCUUGCUAGAUUCGUCUUGAGACUGCUUGGGAUUAAAACAAAACCUAGGAAGGUUCAAAAUGUGGGUCCUGAUGGGCUUCCUCUUCCUGGAGCCCCCCAUCCUCAUCAAGGCCAGAACUCGAUCGAGGGACCGAAGGCCUCUCCUGAUGUUCCGUGGGAUAAUGUUUGGGGGAAUGGUUCCCAGUAAACGAACAGAGUUGCUUGAUAUUUGAAGCUUUUCGAUUAUUACAAUACAUGGAAGAUCUUAACAGGACAGAGAACUGAGGUGAUCCCUAGCCUGUAAUAGCAGGAAGAUUCAGCAGAGAUCCCUGCCUCUGCCAUGGCUUCGGUUGCAUUCUUCGUUCUUCGUUCUGGAGUCUGAGAAAUACCAUAAUAUGAAAUUGUGAACUAAGCUGUCUUUGAUCUGGAAUACAAGUUAGUUUUACUGGUUCAGUUUAGCAUUAUUAUUUGUGCGUGAUGGAUGAUUGAUGAUGAAUAAAACAGAGGAAAAAAAAUGACUUGUGGAGAGUGAGCAUGUUUGAAA
Molecule: messenger RNA, 1387 nt
Organism: Cucurbita moschata (crookneck pumpkin)
Lineage: Eukaryota; Viridiplantae; Streptophyta; Magnoliopsida; Cucurbitales; Cucurbitaceae
Product: peroxisomal membrane protein 13-like
Exons: 6
Coding region: 152-1051 (299 amino acids)
Biological process (GO): protein import into peroxisome matrix, docking
Cellular component (GO): peroxisomal membrane; peroxisomal importomer complex; peroxisome
Source: RefSeq, a predicted model, not a curated record